UUAUUAAACUCUAGUAAGUAGUAGUAACCAUUUCAUUGUUCAUUCCAAAUUUCAUUUACAUUACAUUUUUAGCAUUGGUUGAAUGGUUUAUUCCACCACCAUGACAACAACCUACGGCACAAUCCCAACAUCACCAACACUGCCAACACCGCCAAAACUCGAAUACAUAACACGUGGCAAACAGAGAAUCAAAGCCGGCUUAGGAACUCGUCGACCAUGGAAAACCAUGUUCGAUCUCUGGUCACUUGGUAUCCCCACGAAUGGACUACCGGAAGCAAUUUCACGGAUUCGUGUCAAUAUAUCAUACUUCCGUAUGAACUACACUAUGGUGAUGCUUCUGAUCUUGUUUCUAAGCCUUUUAUGGCACCCGAUAUCGCUUAUUGUUUUCGUUCUUCUCAUGGCGGCAUGGUUGUUUUUCUACUUCCUACGUGAUCAGCCGGUAAUUCUAUGGGGUCGACUUGUUGAUGAUCGGCUUGUGGUUGUUUUCAUGGCGUUUGUUACGGUUGGACUGUUGCUUCUUACGCAAGCUACGGUUAAUAUUGUUGUUGCGGUUAGUGUCGCGAUUGUGGUUGUGGUGGCGCAUGCUGCGUUUAGGAAGACAGGGGAUUUGUUCUUUGAGGAAGAAGAAGAAGUCAUUGUUUCAGUUGCUUCUUGAAUAUGUUAUGUUCUGUUAAUUAAUUAGUCUUUUUCAUUUGUUAAUCUUCUUGAUUUUUUUUUUUUUUUGUGUGUGGAUUAAUAGUUAUUGAUAAAAUAAAUGGUUCUGCAUGUUUAAGAUUAUGAAGAGAAUAAAUAAGAGAUUAUGUGUA
Molecule: messenger RNA, 806 nt
Organism: Trifolium pratense (red clover)
Lineage: Eukaryota; Viridiplantae; Streptophyta; Magnoliopsida; Fabales; Fabaceae
Product: PRA1 family protein F3-like
Exons: 1
Coding region: 83-655 (190 amino acids)
Biological process (GO): vesicle-mediated transport
Cellular component (GO): Golgi apparatus; endoplasmic reticulum
Source: RefSeq, a predicted model, not a curated record